AUGUCGUUAGCUGUGAGAUCUAGUGUAAUUGAAGUGGUAAGAAGUGUGUUGGUGUUGAAGAACUGGGGGAUAUUGCUGGCAGCACCAAAGAAGAAGACAUCACACAAGAAAAAGAGGCAGAGAUUUUUAAGUAAUGCCAAUAAUAACGUCGAAUUCAAGAACAAUUUGAAUCGUUGUCCCUCAUGUGGCCAUUAUAAGAGAAGCAAUACGCUGUGCAUGUUUUGUGUGAAUCAAGUACGUUUCCUUUGGAAGAAUCAUAAUAAACCAGAAGAAAUUGUAAAAGAAGUUGAUAGAGUAGUUUAUCCCGGCAAAAAAGAUACUCAAUUUAUUAAGAAAUUGAAAGAUAAGGACAGUUAUUUGAAAAAGAGAAUGAGAACGUUACCAAUUGAUUAG
Messenger RNA from Kazachstania africana CBS 2517, 393 nucleotides. It is a transcript of the gene MRPL32, whose product is annotated as mitochondrial 54S ribosomal protein bL32m. The transcript has a single exon. Lineage: Eukaryota; Fungi; Ascomycota; Saccharomycetes; Saccharomycetales; Saccharomycetaceae. Gene Ontology annotation, cellular component: mitochondrial large ribosomal subunit. Gene Ontology annotation, biological process: translation. The record is from RefSeq and is a predicted model, not a curated record. Bases 1 to 393 code for a protein of 130 amino acids. Gene Ontology annotation, molecular function: structural constituent of ribosome.